UCUGUCUAUGCGACAUUAAAUAGCCAUUUUUAAAUCAACGUUGUAAGUAUUGGGUAAACAAGUGUUUAAAUUCGUGUACUUACAUGUUCAUGUGUGCUCCAGAAAGAAGACACUUUUUGACUUCUUACACAGCCAGCUAGGACGUGAAGCAUCGAACGCAAUUAGUGGUAGAGUGUCGAAAGGGAAUCGAUGUAAGAUGGAAACGGCAGAAAUCGAGGAGGAGCGAGGUCACUCUAAUUCUAUAAAAUUACCAGCCACGGUUGAAGUAUUUGCAAAUUUGAAAAAUGCUCAAAAAUUCGCUAUUGACAUCGGCUUAUCAUUAACAAAAAUAGCUUAUUAUUCAACGGUCAGCUAUCGUAAAGCGCUUUACGAAGAUAGUGGUCUAGGAAAUAGUGGAGAGCGAGCAUACAAAGUAUAUGAAGGAAAUAGACUUCAUUUUGUUAAGUUUGAAACACAAUACAUUGAGAAUUGUUUAGACUUUGUAAAAGAAAAUUUAGUAAAUGUUGAAAGGUUUCAUGGUAAAAGCGUUAAAAUAACUGGUGGAGGAGCAUAUAAAUAUACUCCAUUAUUACAAGAAAAAUUAGGCUUGAUAGUUGAUAAGGAAGAUGAAAUAGCAUGUCUGAUAAAAGGCUGUAAUUUUUUACUUAAAAAUAUACCAUGUGAAGCAUUUGAGUAUGAGAGACAUGGAAAUCCUGAAUAUAAAUUUCAAAAGGCUGGUCCUAAUAUAUUUCCAUACAUGUUAGUCAAUAUUGGUAGUGGUGUCAGUAUUAUGAAAGUGGAGUCUGAUAAGGUAUUUGAAAGAGUUGGUGGCACAGCUACUGGAGGAGGGACUUUUUGGGGUCUAGGUUCACUACUCACAAAGAGAAAGGGCUUUGAUGAAUUGCUGCAACUUGCAGAACAAGGAGAUCAUCGUAAUGUUGAUAUAUUAGUGAAAGAUAUUUAUGGAGGUGAUUAUUCUUCUCAAGGCUUAUCUGGAGAGCUUAUUGCAUCUUCCUUUGGCAAGGCAGUAUCUUGUAAUAGUAACAAUGGGCGACUAAACUUUUCUGAGGCAGACCUUGCAAGAAGUCUUUUAUUCACAAUAAGUAAUGAUAUUGGACAAAUAGCUAGCUUAUAUGCAACUGUGCAUAAAAUGACUAAGGUUUAUUUUGGUGGCUAUUUUCUUCGAAAUCACCCUUUAUCAAUGCAUACUAUUUCAUAUUCCAUCAAAUACUGGUCACAUGGUAAAGUAAAACCACUUUUUUUGCGCCAUGAAGGCUAUUUGGGUGCAAUUGGAGCAUUUUUAUAUGGUGCUGAACAAUCAGAUGAACAUAACUGGUUAGAAAAUUAUGCAGGUUCCUCAGGAUUCAAGGAUUCAGUAUUCACUAAUUUUGGAAUUACAGCUGAUCAGUUGGAAAUUGAUCAAGCUGAAAUUGCUGUUUCAUUUUGUCCCCUUUUAAAAGAUCCUACAACCUAUAAUCCUGAUACAACAGAUCUUGCAGAGGACAAAGAAGCUAGAGAUUACUGGCUUCAGUGUUUUGAAGAAUCAGUGGACAAAUUUGUAGCAAGGGCUAUUCAUAGCCAACCUCAGAGUCCAACUGCGAAAGAUAGAGCAACAAAACUUAAGGAGAAAUAUGUUAAUAGACUACAUUAUCUGCACUUGCAACCAUUUGCAUAUGGAACUCUUACUGUAAGAGUACUGUUGGAUACAAUCGAACACUGUAUGAAGGAAUUUGACUUUCCUGAUCCCUAUUUGCAUCAAAAGAAGAAGGAGAAUGAAGAAGCUUUAAAGCAUUUGAAAGACCGAUUGGCCACACUGGAUAAGUUGGAGGGAGCAAAGAAGAUAGAAACUUUAAUAUUAGGCGUUCUAAGCGGGAAUAUGUUUGAUUGGGGUGCACAAGCUGUUGCUACUUUGAUGGAAACAACGGACUUUGGUUUCGCUGAAGCUGAAGCAAAAAUUCCAGGGAGACCUUGGUUGCAUGAUGAUUUGGAUGAUUGGAUAGAAAGAUUGGAAACUGGACCACCUCAUAAGUGUGCAGCCAUUUUUGUUGACAAUAGCGGAGUUGACAUAGUAUUGGGAAUUUUACCAUUUGCGCGAGAUUUAUUACAACGAGGCACAAAAGUUAUAUUAUGCGCUAAUUCUAUGCCAGCGUUGAACGAUGUAACAUACCCGGAACUGGUUGUGACGUUACGAGAUGCAGCAAAAAUAUGUAAAGUUAUUAGGCAUGCUCUGAAAGAGAAUCGAUUGAUCGCUAUGGAAACAGCUCAGGCAGGACCUUGUCUGGACUUGAGCCGACUGAAUCUAGACUUAUGUCUUGCGAUGGUAAAAUAUAAUGUUGACCUUAUUGUCCUCGAGGGAAUGGGCAGAACACUUCAUACUAAUCUUUACGCAAAGCUGACUUGUGAAUGUUUAAAGUUAGCAGUUGUUAAAAACCGGUGGCUUGCACUUCGUUUGGGUGGCGAUAUGUACGCCGUAAUAUGCAAAUAUGAACGAUCACCAUCAAAAACAACUAUUUACGAUGUAAACAUGGCAGAAAAAUGUCCACCGGAAUGUAUAGAGGCAACAACACCAGUUUGCACGUGCGAGGACAAUGAUCAAAUCACGAAGAUGUAAUUACAUUUUGACAAUACACAUUGGAACAUUGAUCUAUUCAAAAUUUCAUUUCAUUUAUAGGGACUGAAAACUACUAUGUUAAAGUAUUGCUCUACAUUUAAGUAUGUAUAUAAAGUACUUAUGAAUACUUUUUAUAACAUUUAUUGUUAUUUGUUUUUAAUAAUGCAAAUAUUACAAAGCUUACAAACAAUGUCGAAAGAAACUUGGUUGAUUGCAUUAUAUAUUUUGUUCUAGGAUAUAUUAAUAAAAAGUAUUGUAAAGUUUUUCACAUUUACAGAACAUUAGGCUUCUUGAUACGAUGAAGUUAACCAAGUUUCAUCAAUUAUUUUGUUAUUCAAUCACAAGGAUCUUAGCGUUGACAGAGAAUACUGAUAAAUAACAAUUAAUGUCUAGUCAACGAUAACAAAAUUAUUUUUUGUGUAAUUUGAAAAGGUUACCGUAGACUAAUUAUAAAGUAAUAACGACCAAUAUUAAAAAUUAUAGACAUGUAUGCGAGGUACCCGUGUUAUACACCCAGACACUUCGCACAUCUACAUGUAGUACAUAAUAUUAUACAGUACGUUUUCUGUGAUAAUACAACAUUCAAAGAAGAAAUUAUACAUUCGUGUGAAUUAAAAUUCUAGGCAAUAUAAUGAAAUAAAACGUACAAAAUGAAAAUACUUUAAGACAGGAAUGUUCCCAGUAUGAAAAGAUUUUUAUGAAACUAUAUUUCCGUUGAACUGAAUGUCAUGGAAAGUAAAUUUAUUUCUGCAUAUAUAAUUAUAUAUAGAUAUAUAAUUAAGCAGAAUGUUAACAAGUGGUCUCGGACGUCUUUGUUCAUUUUACAAAAUUAGAGUAUUAUCAGAAAGAUAAGUGAUUGUAAUAUGUAUUCAAUUUGCCAUGAAGAUCGAGCGUUCCGAUAAGAUAUAAUUUUUGAUUACAUUAACGCUGUCUGUGCAAACAAGUGUAUCACAGUUACAUCAGAACGAUUCACGAAAAAGAGGAAACGUAUAAACAAGUAUUAAACCAACAAACGAUAAAUCAACUGGUCUUAACGAGAGUGUCUUAACGAAGAGAAAAAGAUUGUUAAACGUUGAAAGGAAUAGAGUCUAAAAUAGAAAGAAGAUAACAGUUUGUUAAUACUCGAUUGAAAUGUACGUGUAUGUGAUAUUUAACUUGGUUUGUAACGUGUAAAUAAAACACCAUCUUUUUCUAAUCAUAAUUGUAGGCUGUUUAAUGAUUAAACGAUACGACUUCCAUUAAAAUUCCAAUCAAAUCUGCCAAUGAAUCUCUUUUAGUGGCAAUUGAUUCUUUUCGAUUGCACGUCUCAUUCCUACUCGUCGGUUGGACAAAAAUAUAAUAUUUAAAAAUAAUAAGUACAUCAAGUUUCGCUACCCUUUAGGUGUCCUAUUUGGAUGAUAAAUCCUAGUUUAUCGAUGUAAAUGAAAACGCGAAUAAAGAUCUCCGGGUAAUUACAUCAAAAUCAAUUGGCAAACUUAAAAGGACAGGGUAUUACGUAAUAGUACAAAACGAAAGCUACAUAUGUUAUAACUGAAUAAAAACGAAUCGAAGGAGUAACGGGAGGAAUUUGCUCAGGCGAAAGAUUCACUAUUUCUGACCCAUUCACAAUCUUAUCAACGAAUCGCCGAGACGCAUGCAUCCUUUCCCCCCAACGAAACAAUGUAUUUAAAAUGUUGACUUUAUACGA
Messenger RNA from Nomia melanderi (Alkali bee), 4277 nucleotides. Its product is annotated as 4'-phosphopantetheine phosphatase. Gene Ontology annotation, cellular component: nucleus; cytosol. Gene Ontology annotation, molecular function: pantothenate kinase activity; ATP binding. Gene Ontology annotation, biological process: coenzyme A biosynthetic process. The record is from RefSeq and is a predicted model, not a curated record. Lineage: Eukaryota; Metazoa; Arthropoda; Insecta; Hymenoptera; Halictidae.